GCGAUAUCCGACGUUCAAAGGAGACACGCAUAGAUCAAAAGUCACGCCCCGAUCAACCGCCAAACUAUUCAAAACAUUUUGGCGCAACACAGCAACGCAACACUUUCCACAAUAAUUAUGCGAAUUCAAAUGCCAACGAUAAUGAAUAUCAAAAUCAGCCAGCACAGGCAAAGAAGAUUGAAACGACACCAGCGCGCCGACCCAUUGUUAAUUAUUAUACACCAACUUCAUCUACAACAACAACAACAACGUCCACAACCACGGAACGCUAUUUUGAUGAGUCAAAACAAGAGUACGACGACAUCUUCAAAGGUUCCCAUAGUUCGCAUUUCUUUGCGAAUCGCAAUGGUGGGCGUGAGGAUGAUUUCAUUGAUCAUCCAGUGAAGACGAAAUUCAACGAUUUCAUUGACUACAACAAGAAGACCACAGCUGAAAUAUCCACUACCGGCAAAACACGCGCGCAACCAACACGCCCGAAGCGUAUUCAGCAACUUAGCACAACAACUAGCAGCACAACAACAUCAACAUCUGCCGCCACCAACGCACCCAAAACUACAAAGAAGGUCACACUGCAGACCUAUUACAACAUCAGUUCCUAUGAUGUUACGCAACAAAAGCCCAACACCUCUCCAUCGCCAGCCGCAGCCGCAGCCGCAAUAUCUACAUCAACAGCGACCUCUACUGUGCGCCCUACUUACAAUAUCCCCAACCGUUUCAGCUUCAGCUCGAUCGACUACCAAACUCAAGAGAAAAUUGAGCCUACUACGUACAAUCCAUCCAGCAGCAUUUAUCGUAUUAAGAGCACGACACCAAAGUACACCGAGCUGAAUCGCGAUAAUGGCGGAAGCGCGAGAGGGCGAAGCCCGAGUCCAAAUACAUACCUGCCUAAUGAGUCGACGAAGAGCCAGAAUAAACCCACUGCCACAGCGCGUAAGUCGCAAAAAUUGGAACGCACACAACAAAAGUUAGCUGCACGCAACGCCUCUUCCGCCGCCAUUGUGAAUGAAUUCGACGACUUUCCGAAGAUAAAACUGCAGCAGCCGCAGCCGUUCCAACCUACUCUAACCCUGCAGCCGUCACAGGCAACACAACCGUCACACCGUCCAACAUCAGUUGGUCAGUACCAAGAGCCACAGUUUUACCGCUCACGCGGCUCAACGGCCGAAAAGUCGCUACGACAUGGUAAUCAAGAGCCAGCGCCUUUUA
Molecule: messenger RNA, 1206 nt
Organism: Rhagoletis zephyria (snowberry fruit fly)
Lineage: Eukaryota; Metazoa; Arthropoda; Insecta; Diptera; Tephritidae
Product: salivary glue protein Sgs-3-like
Source: RefSeq, a predicted model, not a curated record